GGUUCGUGUGGUCCAACGGCGAGUGGUCCGAGAUGGAUACAAUGAUAAACGUAUGGGCCGUGGUCGAGCAUGUGAGGGUGGCCAGCGGUGCCGCUGAGCUCGCCAUCUUCACCGCCAUAUUAUAUUGGUUCUUUACUUCAAGCCGAGUAGCCGACAUGUUGGAGGUGGUAGGCGAGCGCGUAGGUGGGUGGUGCGGGCGCGACAGCACGUCCUUGCGGCAUGCCGUGCGCGCGCGCCGCCGGCCUCGGCACGAUAUAUACGCGAAACUUGAUGCCGAGAUCGCUGCCCGCAACACAGCGCUUUAUCGCUUGAAAGAUGGACCUAACAUCCCCCCACCGCAACCUUUGCAGAAAGCGCCCUCCGGCUUGGCUUGUUCACGGUGUGCGCCUUUGUCUAGGGAGUCAUGGCAAGACGUGAAAUCUACGGACUCUGGCAACGUAAUCAACAUCUUGGACAUCGGGCGACAGGCAUUCGCUAAUGGUGGCGUCGUAGCCCGAUGGUUCUACGAUCUCUCUCAUUGUCUUCGACUUAUUAAUUAUGAUUAUACAGAUAUUGUACCUAGUGUGUUAAGAGACGAACGAUUCCAAAAAGCUUUAGAAGAGAAAACCCAGGAAGAGCUAAGGAAGCUUGCCGAGGAAAACCAGGACGGGAGGGGGGAUAGUGUAGCAGCUGCGCACUAUGCAAAUGUGCGGAAGCGAGUUGAAACUCGUGCGUUGAAAGUGCUCAUGGAUAUUAGCUCGGCUAUGUCCAAUAAUGUUCUCAGACUGGUGGCCUGGGUGUGCCAUAAGGCGAUCCGCCGGAUCGCAAGCGGCGGCUGCGGCACACGCACCGCAUGCGUCGAACGCUUGCGCCGCGCCAAAGCUGCCGGUUUACCUCUAGUGUUCGUGCCUUUACACAGAUCUCACUUCGACUACAUACUGCUGACUUUUACGCUUUAUCUUAUGGGACUGAGACCGCCGCUAGUCGCUGCAGGAGACAACAUGAGGAUACCUUUCUUUGGUUGGUUCCUACGUGGUUGCGGCGCUUUCUACAUAAGACGACGAGUCGAUGGCUCUGAAUAUCACGGCGACCCUAUCUACAAGACUGCCUUGAGAGCGUACAUCCUGAACAGUCUAGCUGCAAACAACAACCUGGAGUUCUUCAUCGAAGGCGGUCGCACCAGGACUGGGAAGCCGCAGGCGCCUAAAGCUGGGAUUCUCUCAGUAAUAAUGGACGCGUACCUCGACGGUACAAUCGACGAUGCUCUUCUCGUCCCCGCAACGGUAAACUACGACAAAUUGGUCGACGGUAAUUUUGUGAGAGAGCAACUCGGCAUGCCUAAACAGAUGGAGACAUUCUGGUCGGCGUUUAGGGGAAUUUGGAGGACUUUGAACACAAAUCACGGCAGUAUAAGGGUUGAUUUUAAUCAACCUAUUUCGCUUAAGGAACUAGUAACUUCAUUCCAAAAGUACAACUACUUAAAAGGCCCUGUCGAACGAGCGCUUACUCCUCCUAACAACAAUCUGUCAGUGAACCUAGACAAACAGAUUCUGUACAACCACAGCCACUCGAGUCUAUACGGCGAUGACGUCAGCACGAAUCACAAAAUGAUGGUGGAAGCUAUAGGAAGACAUCUUGUUUAUGACGCGGCCCAAGCCACAUCUCUUAUGUCGACCAACGUGCUAGCGUACGUGUUACUAACGGAACAGCGACAGGGCUGCUCUAUUAAGCAGCUGUCAGAGGCUUUCGGGAAAAGAAACGUCGCCUUAAACAGAGCUGGGAGGGAUUUGUACAAUGGGAAUACUGCUACUGUUAUUAAACAUGCGAUGGAGAUGCUAGGCCGCGGCCUGGUGCGUCGCGAAGGCAGCGGCGACAAGCAAAUAAUCAAGCCACAACUCACCAUUGCAGCUUCACUCGAGCUGUCAUACUACGCUAAUACCGUAGUUGCACAUUACGCGGCGCCCGCUAUACUUGCGACAGCGCUUGAAAGCGUAAUCAAUCAACCGAACGCAGACCAAGAAGUAAUUCGGCACAACGAAUUAAUCGAAGCUUCCUUACAACUUUGCGAGGUGUUGAGCCAGGAGUUCAUCGUGUGCCCACCCUGCCAUCGCAUUGAGGAACGAAUGACGGAUGCCAUUCAAAGCUUGAUUGAAGAGGAUGUGCUUAUUAGUUUCGAGAAAAACAGUGGCAUAGAAGAGCAGCAGUGGUCGCGCCGGUUUGCGAAGACGUUUGAUGACGAUGACGAAGAGUUCGAGAUGCCCGACCCCACUCGCCACAUAAAAUAUCGGAUAUCGUCUAAACCUGAGGCUGUCGCUGAGCGACGCCGCCUCGUCUUGACAAUCCGGCCCUUGCUGGAAGCGUACGCGGCUACGUGCCGCUGCCUCGUCGACGGCUCGCAGAAGGAAGUCCUAAGGAAAACUCUUGAUUCUCUUAUUGAGGAUUAUACUCAGAACAGGAUGCCUUACGGUGAAGCAGCUUCAAUGGACGCCAUCCGCAACUGCCAAAGGAUACUCCGUCAAUGGGGCGUUGUCGAUAUGUACACGGAAAAGCGCGAGCGCAGGCUGCGAAUUUGCGAGCCAUAUCGCAACGCAAACGCGUUGCAAAGUAUCUGCAACAAUAUUUACAAGUUUAAUAUGGACACGCCAUUACUCCAAUAAACUGAAAAACUGUCCAAAAUUAAAACUUACUUUAAUAAAUACAUGAAUAGUAAGGGUACGCCACGCAUCAAGGUUCUUGAGUGAGUGAAUGAAUGAAAAAAAAAACAAAGUUUAAAGGAUUUUUUCUGUGUCGCACUUACAGAAAACCCAGCUAACAUAACAUGGACAUGCCAAUGGAAAGAUAGAUACGGAAACAUGCGUUUGUUAAUUGUAUGCGAUAAUCUCAAAUGCACAUUGUCUAUAAAAAUAUUAUUACAAGUUGCAUAUCGAUACGCCACUGUUAAAGAGGAAGAAGCGAUGUGUCAUCAAUGUUGUCGCAGCAAAACAAAACAAAAAUGUGUUGAAAAUUACAGUAUCAAAAUUGACAUUCUCUAAAAAGUGGCAAAAUCGGGAAAUUACAAACUAUGUAGUGGAAAUUAGUUGAUAAAAAAACCAGUGAGUGACACAAACUCCUAAAUAUUCGAGUUGUGAUAUAGUGUAAAGACAUUUUUUAUUAAGUACAAUUAAACACUUAUUAUUAUGUUAAAAUGGUGAGAGUUAAAAUUUGUCAGUACGCGGAUAUAGGUGUUUCUGGGUCAUAUUUACUUGAUAUACAUUUCUUUGGCGCGAGAAUUAGCUCCUCUUAAAUCCUGCCUUAGGGCGCUCGCUGCGUCAGCGUUCCUAGCUUGUCUCACGACAGAUUGGUUAGUUCAACAAACUAAGCCACGACCGGUUAAAAUCGACAUUAGACAGCGCACGUCUUUGAGGUACCUUGUACUGUAGCUCUUCUGAGAACGGUUUUUCUGCUACGCAAAAUAUUCUCUGCAUGCGUAGGUAUAAUAGGUAUAGUGUGUCAGACUUAAAUAUAUGCAAAUUGUCAAAAUUCUUUAUUCAAACUUCGUCUAAGCGAAUUUAUAGUUAGGCUUGGUUCAAAUCUGAGCAAAAAUAUUUACAACAUUUAUUUAUUGAAAAUACUCCAUUCGUUUGUUAUUAUUAUUCAUACAUGCAUUGGAGUGUUUUAACAAAAAAAAAACAAUAUCUUGGUAGUAAAAGAUCAUGAUAUUCAUAAAGAAAUAUAGCAAUUACACAGCGACUUCUCUCGUCAGCUUCUGGUAGCUGCAUGAAGAAACUUCAUAAGUUUCUGACAGAUGGCGUUGAUGGAAAAAAGCCGUUUAAACCUAACAUAUGGAUCGGCUCGACGAGCACAGAAAAUUUGUAAGAUCUGGAAACCCCGGCUUUGUAACUCAGUUAGUUAAGAGAUACGAGAUCGAGUACGAAACUUGCUAGUGUUCGAUCUUCGUAUCAAUAAUAAUAAGAAAUUAUAUUAACAACGUAAUUGCCUCUGUUUUGUCUUUGGACUAAAGAAGCGACAGUUUUGUGUUUGUACUGUGCGCUUCUCGGCAGGGAUUACGUCUAACGUAAAACAUAAUUUAUAUGAUAACGCAAGCGAAGUCAUUUGCGCUUGAUAAGAAAAAGGCC
Messenger RNA from Hyposmocoma kahamanoa, 4094 nucleotides. RefSeq names its product glycerol-3-phosphate acyltransferase 1, mitochondrial (gene mino). Gene Ontology annotation, cellular component: mitochondrial membrane. The record is from RefSeq and is a predicted model, not a curated record. The transcript has 16 exons. The coding region runs from base 33 to 2636 and encodes 867 amino acids. NCBI's taxonomy places the organism in Eukaryota, Metazoa, Arthropoda, Insecta, Lepidoptera, Cosmopterigidae.